Messenger RNA from Tigriopus californicus, 5296 nucleotides. It is a transcript of the gene nompC, whose product is annotated as serine/threonine-protein phosphatase 6 regulatory ankyrin repeat subunit B-like. Gene Ontology annotation, molecular function: protein binding; calcium channel activity. Gene Ontology annotation, biological process: calcium ion transmembrane transport; GPI anchor biosynthetic process. Gene Ontology annotation, cellular component: glycosylphosphatidylinositol-N-acetylglucosaminyltransferase (GPI-GnT) complex; membrane. The transcript is spliced from 23 exons. The coding region runs from base 150 to 4910 and encodes 1586 amino acids. The record is from RefSeq and is a predicted model, not a curated record. NCBI's taxonomy places the organism in Eukaryota, Metazoa, Arthropoda, Copepoda, Harpacticoida, Harpacticidae.
CUGCCAAACGAGUCCUUAUCCUAUCGCAAAAGGGUGACUGGCCAGCAUGUGAGCAAGCACUCAAAGGUUUGGAGAGAGCCUUUGCUGAUGGGGGCGAGAAACUACCCCUGGCCAACGUACACGACAAUGUAACUGGAAACACGCCAUUGAUGUAUGCCGCAAUGGAGAAUAAGACGUCUUUGAUAGAGAGGAUGCUUGACCUGGGGUGCGAUAUCAACGCUAAGAACAAGGAAAGAUACACCACAUUACAUUUGGCCUCCAUGUACUCAAGAGAGGAUACCAUCAAACUCCUUCUCUCCAAAAGGGCGGAUCCAGCAUUGGCUGGCGGGCCCAAGAACCAGAGUUGCGUCCACUUGGUUUGCUCUCGUCCUACCUCUCAAGCAUUGCAAAUUCUCAGGGCGCUUUUGACGGUGGCACCAAAAAACGCCAGAACAAAGCCAGACACGGAUGGAAAUAUACCCCUGUUCGCAGCUAUUGAGGCCGGCAACUUGCACGUUUGUCGGGAGCUUUUGUCUCACGAGGCUGAAACACAAAUUAAAUACGCCAAGGAGCCCCUCAAGGACACGGCUCUGCACUUGGCUGGACGAAGAAAAGAUAAUGACAUGGUGAAAAUGUUCAUUGAGGCUGGGGGAACGGUGGACGCUAAAAAUGGAGAUGGGCAAACACUGCUUCAUAUUGCGGCUCAAAAUGGCGAUGAGAACAUGACCCGCACACUUUAUUUGGCUAGAGCCAACGCCACCAUCACCGACAACGAAGAUCGCACUCCCAUGCAUUUGGCUGCGGAACGUGGUCAUACGGGCACUGUGGAGUUCCUGGCCGACAAGUUCAAAGCGUCGGUCUUUGACCGUACCAAGGACGGAUCUACUCUCAUGCACAUAGCAGCCUUGAACGGUCAUCCAGACACAGCCAUGGUUCUAUUCAAAAAGGGCGUGCCCCUUCUCAUGCCCAACCGAGAUGGAGCUCGUGGGAUUCACACGGCCGCAAUGAAGGGUCACGUUUCAGUUAUCAAUACUCUACUUCACAAAGGAGAGAACGUGGAUGCUGUCACCAACGAUAAUUAUACCGCACUUCACUUGGCCGUAGAGGCCGGAAAGUCGAAUGUGGUGGAGACACUUUUGGGCCAUGGAGCUCAAGUGCAUAUCAAAGGUGGGAAAGUGGGGGAGACCCCACUUCAUAUAGCCUCUCGGAUUGAAGAGGUCCGCGGUGAGAAAUGCACCAAGAUGUUGCUCAAAUCCGGAGCUGAUACGAAUUUGGCCAUGCAAGAUGGACGCACCCCGGUUCAUAUCGCCUCAGAAAGUGGGAACAUUGCGGUUUUGAAGCUCCUCCUGGCAAAUGGAGCCGACCCAUUGAUGACGGAUAAGAGUGGGGAAACUGCACUUCACAAAUCUGCUCGUCGAUGCCAUUUUGCAGCGGUUGAGGAGGUUUUGACUUACGUCGAAAAGAAACAAGGAAAUUGUAAAGAAUAUGUGAAAAUGACCAACAGAAGCGGGGAGCCUGCCCUUCAUUUGGCAGCGAAGAUCCAAAAGAGCCAGUUACACUUUCCCGAUGAGGACGCAAAAGUGAUUGAUCUGCUCAUGCAACAUGGAUCCGAUGUUUUUAUGCAGACGAAGGAGACCAAAGAGACAGUCUUCCAUUACUGUGCUUUGGAGGGAAAUGUUUCUGUUCUCCGUGAAAUCUUGAAGAAUCUUCAUUCGGGGCAAAUCCAAUUGGCCGUGAAUAAGCAAUCAGUCAACGGAUGGUCUCCUCUCAUUGUAGCAGCCAGCAAAGGCCACACCGAAGUUGCCAUGAUAUUUCUUGAAAAUAACGGAAGAGUGGAUGUCUUCGACCUGGAGGGAAAAUCAGCCUUGCAUUUGGCCGCCGAGAAUGGCAGUAUUGAAGUUUGCGAAGCACUCCUUACCCGGAAUGCUUUCAUUAACAGCAAGACUAAGACUGGGUGGACAAGUUUGCAUUAUGCCGCCAUGAAAGGCUACACCCCCCUGGUGGAGUUCCUCAUCAAGAAGCAUAAUGCCACCAUUGACUCCAUGACAAUUAAAAAACAAACUCCUUUGCAUCUGGCUGCAUCCGCUGGUCAAGAAUCAGUGUGUGCCCUUCUUCUGGAAUUGGGGGCCAGCCUUGAUUCCACAGAUGAUUAUGGCCAAAAGCCGAUUCAUUUGGCUGCCCAGUCGAACAAAUCCGAGGUUGUUAAGCUAUUUUUGAAGCAAAGGCCUCAACUGGUAUCUGUCACGACACGGGAUGGAAGCACUUGCGCCCAUAUUGCAGCCAUCAAAGGGUCCGUUUCCGUGUUGGAGGAACUGAUGAAAUUUGACAAGGCCGUGGUCAUUUCAUCUCGCAACAAGAUCACGGAUUCCACACCGCUUCACAUCGCCACAGAAGGGGGUCAUUAUGACGUGGUCAAAAUGCUAAUGGAUUCGGGAGCAUCAGCAUCAGAUGAAAAUAAGAGUGGCUAUACUCCGAUGCACAUUGCGGCCAAGCACGGCCAUUUGGAACUGAUCAACAAAUUUGCCAAAAGCAAUGUGAAUUUAAGGCAGCUCAGCCGAAAAACAGGGCUGUCAGCCUUGCACAUAGCUUCUUACUACGGCAAAGAAGACACGGUUCGCGAGUUACUUACCCACGUGCCUGCUAGCUCCAAGUCCGAGUUACCCGCAACUCCAAACCACGCCAUCGCCUUGGAUCUGGCCACGGAGUCUGACCUUACGCCAUUGCAUUUGGCGGCAUAUUCUGGAAGCGAGAACGUGGUGCGAGCUCUUCUCAACUCGUCGGGCGUCCAGGUCGAUGCGGGUACAAAACCAUCGCAAUAUACGGCCUUGCAUUUGGCCUCGCUCCGAGGUCAUGUUGGCGUGGUCGGGUUACUUUUAAGUCGUUCUACCAGUCUCCUCAAGGUCUUUGACAAGUAUGGACAGAGUUGUCUGCACGUGGCCGCCAGUUCGGGUCAUUAUGAGAUGGUACAAGUCCUUCUGGGCCAGGGAUCCGAUUACACAUCGGUAGACAAGGAUGGUUGGACGCCAAUGCAUUCUGCAGCCAAAGCUGGUUUCUUAAAUGUGGUCAAGCUAUUGGUGGAUAGCGGAGCAUCCACCUUAGCCGAGACAGCCAAUGGAAGGAUUCCAUUGUGGUAUGCCGCAUCCGAAGGCAAUGUGAAUGUCGUUACGUACCUUAUCACACAGAAGCACGAUUCCUAUAGUCUUCUUGAUGACCGAAAAUUCAUUUUUAAUCUGAUGAGUUGUGGGAAAAAAUCUAACAAUGCCCCAACAGAAAACUUCAUUCUGGCCUCUCCAGCUCCCGUGGACGUAGCUGCCAAGAUUUCGGCAUAUUAUCGGGACCUUUCCAUCAAAGAAAAAGAGCGGGCUUACGACUUGGUAGUGGCCUCCAAGUUCUCUGAGGAGCUCUGUAACGAGUUGGUAACCAUCGGAAGUAGUGCCGAGAGUCCGGGGCUCAUCUUACAGUCUUGUGAUCGUCGAACGGUCCCCUUUCUGGACAUUCUCAUUGAGUGUGAACUGAAACAAGUAAUCGCCAAUUCCGCCGUGCAAACCUAUACAACUGAGCUCUGGAAAGGAGGUAUUGAAGACUGGCCGGGGUGGAGGAUUUUUCUCCUUAUGUUGGGAUUCGUCGUGUUCCCACCUUUGUGGCUGAUUUUCUCCCUCCCUUUGAACAACAAGUACAACAAAACGCCCAUCGUCAAGUUUGGAUGUUAUCUCACUUCUCAUUUGUUCUUCAUGGCAUUCCAAAUCAUAACUGCUUGUGUCCCCAUCUACCCGAUUUACCGGACCACUCUUUUCCCCUAUUGGAACGAAUGGGUGUGUGUGAUCUGGCUGGGUGGGUUGAUUCUAGGCGAGUUGACCUCGCCUCAGGAUCGGGGAGGCUUGGGAAUGAUCAAGAUUGUCAUCAUCUUCUUGAAUGUUGUCGCAGUUGGCAUUCAUGUGGCUGCGAUAUUUGUGGAUAACAGUCAUUGGCCGUUGCUGAUUUACAUCCGCAACCUUUUCAUCGGUUUGUCGUUCUUGUGUUGCUGCGUCCAAAUCUUGGAUUUCUUGUCAUUCCACCAUCUUUUCGGCCCUUGGGCCAUCAUUAUCAGUAGUCUCAUGAUUGAUCUGGGCAAGUUUCUCACCAUAUUGAUGCUCUUCGAAUCUGGCUUCACCAUGUUGGUCGUGGCUAUGAAUCAGCCCUACUUUGCCAUCACCGAAAUGUCUCAGAGCAUCGAUCAGACCACGGAUGUUUUAAAAAGCAGCCCAGAAGCCGAUGUAACGCCACUUCAUGCAUUUGAGAGGCUUUUCUUCGCUCUGUUUGGCCUGACCCGACCGGAGGAUCUUAAGAUGACCACACACAUCGGGGAAUGGACCGUAGAAAUAUUCAAGAUCAUUUUCGCCAUCUACCUUCUCGUGACCGUGAUUGUGUUGAUCAACUUGCUCAUUGCUAUGAUGAGUGAUACGUACCAACGUAUUCAACAGGAUUCGGACACGGAGUGGAAGUUUGGCUUGGCCAAGCUCAUUCGAAACAUGCACCGUACGGAUGCCUCGCCAGCACCCAUCAACCUGAUUACCACCUGGACCGUUUAUAUCUACAGAGCUUGCAAGAGGAGCAUGAAAAAGAAGGACAAGUACAAACGAAUGAAACCAGAAGCCACCUCAAGAAUGACGGACGUCGUUGAUAACGCAUCCCUCAAGAGACAUCUCAAGCUUGGCAAAGUCUCGCCCUAUCCUGACGGCCUAUCCCCAUCUGAAAAUGGCAACCUCCCCAUGGGUUCCUUGAGUAGUAUGAGAAGUCGAACUUUCUUGGAGAAUGCCAUCGGUUGGACUGCAAUUGUGAAGAAAUAUCGAAGCUUGAAAGAAGCCCCGAAAGGAUUGGACGAAUUGAAGAGUGACACAGGAUCCCCUGCUCCUCCAGCCCCAGUUUUCUCAGACUCGAUAACCGAUGGUUAAACAUUCGGACUGAUCUUUUGUAUUCAGGUUAUUUUUGCAUGUGAUUAUUCCACAGAUAUUCCAGGAAUGAGGGGGGGAGGGCAUUUUUCUUAUGCAAGGGUAACUUACUUCAUAUUCCUUGACACCAUCACCAUCUGAGUGAAAAUGAAAAUGAACAAACUUAGCUAGCCCAGUUUUUGUUAGGAUAUUCCUGUCAAAGCACAAUGAUGUUUUAAAUACCUACCGCACUGGACAUUGAAUUCAAUGAAAUGGCUAUAAUGUGACUUUCCUUACCUAUACUACUUAAUGUAUUACGUGUUGCCGACUUUAGUUGAAAGUACGUAUUUAAGUCCAUAUUAGUUAUUCACGAAGAAAUACAUAUUUUGCUCUAAGGCAUUUGAACUGAA